AUGAAUGAUAACUGGGAAUUACUCCACUGUUCAAGAAAAUUUAACAUUCUUGACGUAGUAUACGGAUCAAUUCCACUGUAUUAUCCACUGAACCUGAUUGUUGAUACUCCAAUAUUUCAAAGAUUGCGACGUUUGAAACAAACCAGUGCCGUGCAUUUUGUUUAUCCUGGUUGUGAGCACUCACGAUUUACGCACAGUUUAGGGUUUGUAUACUUAAUUACUGAGAGGCAAGACUUGGGUAUAGAUUCUAGGGAUCAGCUUUGUGUUGCAAUUGCGGGACUCUUUCACGAUGUUGGUCAUGGGCCAUUCUCUCACCUCUUUGAAGAAUUUUUAAGGACCACCAAUGGCGACCGUUCCUGGACGCAUGAAAAAGAGUCGGUUUUGGUGUUUGAAGAAAUAUGUAAAAAUAAACAAUUGAAGGAGGCCUUGGACGAAUAUUUAGAAGAGAGCGAUUAUACAUUUAUAAAAGAGAUGAUUAAUCCACCUAAAUCAAAAUUUGACCAAAAUGGCCAGUGGAUUCUAAAGGGUCGCUCUUUAGAGAAGUCGUAUUUAUAUGACAUUAUAUGCAAUCAGAACGAUUCCCUGGAUGUAGAUAAAUAUGACUAUAUAUUGCGAGAUGCAAUCUUUACGUCUUUUGGCAUUCCUUUUAAUCGAUCUCUGCUGUAUGACGUUUUUUCAAAACACGUAAGGAGGAUAAUGAAUUGGGACAAAAAUGGAAAUGAAUGCUUACAACUGUGUUAUGCAUAUAAGGUCUUAAACGAGCUGCAGAAUGUCGGUGAAAGCAGAUAUCUGUUGCACAGCAAAGUUUACAAUCAUAGAACAGUAUGCGUGUGCGAAUACCUUAUAAUAAAGGCCUUUCAAGCCGCAGCUCCACAUCUCAUUUUCAAAGGUGACGACGGUCAGGAUUAUAAUUUGACAGAAGUUACCAGCAACUUGAGCGCAUUCUUAAAAUGUGAUGACUUAAUUUUUCAAAUGGUCAUUUUUUGA
Molecule: messenger RNA, 987 nt
Organism: Enterobius vermicularis (human pinworm)
Lineage: Eukaryota; Metazoa; Nematoda; Chromadorea; Rhabditida; Oxyuridae
Source: the annotation of a GenBank genome assembly